This is a messenger RNA of Gongylonema pulchrum, 762 nucleotides long. The record is from the annotation of a GenBank genome assembly. NCBI's taxonomy places the organism in Eukaryota, Metazoa, Nematoda, Chromadorea, Rhabditida, Gongylonematidae.
AAUUAUCAACAGUCCGCAACAUAUGCUGCACUGCUAGCUCUUUUUGAGUUUGCAAUAUCUCGCGGCCUGAGAAUGGACCAGUACAUCCAGCGAAUCAGUUCCAUGGCGGAAGAGUGUCUGGGCUCGAACGAUCACAACAGUCGAGUGGUCGCCAUCAAAUACUUUGUUACUGCUUUCUUGAAAGACAAGGAGGAAUGCUCGGAUGAGGAUUUUUUGUUGUUGGAAGAACUUUUGUCGGAUGCGGCGGAGGAUCGUGAUUCACGUGUACGAAUAGCCGCUCUGAGAGGUCUCUCUGAAUUGGCAGCCAAUGGGCGCUUAUUAAGUUUUCACAUAUACUUGCAAGUGAAAAACGUACGUUUUUUUGAGGUGACUGGUCGAAAUGAUGCAAAGUUGCGGCUGGUGGACGAUGCAUUUGCGACUGUAUGCCACGCAAUCAACGAUGUUGAGGUUUCCGUGAGAGCUGUUGCUGCUCGUCUUUUGGGUGAUUUUCAACAAGUUUCCGAUUCUUUCUUGGAUCAGACACUCGACAAGAAGUUGCUGAACGCUAUGAGAAUGUCAAAAACACGUGAAAGUGCUUCGAAAAGGCCUCAGAAGCAUGGGUCACGGCAUCAACGAUCUCAGGCCAGCAGUGAAUGGUCAACAGGGAGGAGAUUGGGUGAAGACGUGCCAGUCGAGAGAUUCGAUGAAGAACAAUCCAGUAUAAUCUCAUCUGGAGCGUGCGGAGCUUUUGUCACUGCCUUAGAGGACGAAUUUAUGAGUUAG